This is a messenger RNA of Aureobasidium vineae, 6327 nucleotides long. Lineage: Eukaryota; Fungi; Ascomycota; Dothideomycetes; Dothideales; Saccotheciaceae. The record is from the annotation of a GenBank genome assembly.
AUGGGUCGAGUGUCUUUCGAAGAACCAGUUGAGAACACCAUCAUCGAGGAAGAUGAACCUGGUCUCUACGACCCUGAGCUCGAGAAGGAUGCCUGUGGUGUCGGCUUUGCUGCCCACAUCAAGGGUAUUGCCAGCCACAAGAUCGUCAGCGAUGCACGAAACUUGCUCUGUAACAUGACACAUCGCGGUGCCGUUGGUUCGGAUGCGCGUGACGGUGACGGUGCAGGUGUCAUGACAUCGAUUCCUCAUAAGUUCUUCGUCAAGGAGUUUGGAAAAGAGCAAGGAUUCACAUUGCCCAAGCAAGGACAAUACGCUGCUGGAAACGUCUUCUUCAAGCCCGAUACCGAGGUUCUGAAGGAGACACUGAACACAUUCGAGGAAGUGGCAGACGAACUUGAUCUGCGAGUAUUGGGCUGGCGUGAGGUUCCUCGCGACUCUUCGUUGCUCGGUCCCGCAGCUGCCUCCAGAGAACCUAUUAUCCUUCAGCCCUUUAUUGUCCUGAAGUCCGCAUACGGUGAUGCCAGAGCACCCAAGGAGUCCUUUGAGUCUGAAUUCGACGAGCCCUACUUCGAGCGCCAGCUAUAUGUACUGCGCAAGCGUGUUACUCACGUCAUUGGCCUGCACAACUGGUUCUACCUCUGCUCUUUGAGCAACAAGAACAUUGUCUACAAGGGACAACUUUCUCCCGUCCAGGUUUACGAGUACUACUUUGAUCUGGUCAACGUUGACUACGAGGGUCACUUUGCCCUGGUCCACUCGCGUUUCUCCACAAACACCUUCCCUUCAUGGGACAGAGCACAGCCCCUGAGAUGGGCAGCCCACAACGGAGAGAUCAACACUCUACGUGGAAACAAGAACUGGAUGCGCGCAAGAGAGGGUUUGAUGAAGUCUGACCUGUUCGGCGACGAGCUGGAGAUGCUUCUGCCCAUCAUUGAAGAUGGCGGUUCUGACUCUGCUGCUUUCGAUAACGUUCUCGAGCUCCUCACCAUUAACGGUGUUCUGUCUCUGCCCGAGGCAGUCAUGCUCAUGGUUCCCGAGGCAUGGCAAGGAAACCGUGCCAUGGACCCUGCUAAGCAGGCUUUCUACGAGUGGGCAGCCUGUAUGAUGGAGCCCUGGGAUGGACCUGCUCUCUUCACAUUCGCCGACGGCAGAUACUGUGGUGCCAACCUGGACAGAAACGGUCUCCGUCCUUGCAGAUACUACAUCACUGAUGAUGAUCGUAUUGUUUGUGCCUCUGAAGUCGGUACUAUCCCUAUUGAGCCUGAAAAGAUUGUUCAAAAGGGCCGUCUCCAGCCCGGUAAGAUGCUUCUGGUCGACACUGUCGCUGGUCGCAUCGUUGAUGACGCAGAGCUGAAGCAGACCGUUUCCAAGCGCAAGGACUUCCAGAGCUGGAUUAGCAGCCAGCUGAUUACCAUGCCUGCUGUCUACGAUAAGCUUAGCGAGAAGGGUGCCAACCUUGGAUUUACUUUGUCCGAGACCAGGGUCCAGGAAGACCCCAGACUGAAGGCCUUCGGCUACUCUCUUGAGCAAGUCAGUCUGUUGCUCGGCCCUAUGGCUGCUGACUCCAAGGAAGCCCUCGGAUCCAUGGGUAACGACGCCCCCUUGGCAUGUCUUGCACAGCAGCCUCGUCUCCUCUACGAGUACUUCAGACAGCUCUUCGCCCAGGUCACCAAUCCUCCCAUUGACCCCAUCAGAGAAGCAGUUGUCAUGUCACUCGAGGCCUACGUUGGUCCUCAGGGUAACUUGCUCGAGAUGAGCCCUUCUCAGUGCCAUCGUCUCUUGCUUCCCUCCCCUCUGCUCUCCAUCGAGGAGUUCAAUGCUCUGAGCCAGAUCGCGCAGUUGCACCGUGAAUGGAACGUUCACACUGUCGACAUCACCUUCCCCAAGAAGGAGGGUAUUCAAGGCUACCUUGAUGCCCUUGACCGCAUCUGCGACCAGGCUGCCGAGGCCAUUGAGAAGAACGACAGAAUCAUCGUGCUGUCUGACCGCGCCACCUCAGCUGACCGUGUCGCUGUCUCUGCUAUCCUUGCUACUGGUAUGGUCCACCACCAUCUUGUUCGCAACAAGUGGCGUUCCCAGGUCGCCCUGGUUGUUGAGACUGCUGAGGCUCGUGAAGUCCACCACAUGUGUGUUCUGGUAGGUUAUGGUGCCGAUGCCAUCUGCCCUUACCUCGCAAUCGAGUGUAUCAUGAAGAUGGCUCGCGAGGGUCUGAUCAGAAAGAAGCUCAGCCCUGAGCAGCUCAUUGAUAACUACAAGCACUCCUUGGAUGGCGGUAUCCUGAAGGUCAUGUCCAAGAUGGGUAUCUCUACUCUUCAGAGUUACAAGGGUGCCCAGAUCUUCGAGGCUCUUGGUAUCGAUGACUCGGUCGUCGACCGCUGCUUCACUGGUACAGCUACUCGUAUUAAGGGUAUGACCUUCGAGCUCAUUGCUCAGGACGCCUUUGCCCUCCACGAGAAGGGUUACCCUAGCCGCAACAUCUUGGAGAUUCCCGGUCUUGCUGAGACGGGUGAGUACCACUGGCGUGACGGUGGUGAGCCCCACGUCAACGACCCUACCUCCAUUGCCAACAUCCAAGAUGCUGUCCGUACCAAGAACGACAAGUCUUACGAGGCUUACUCCAGAUCUGAAUAUGAGCAGAUCAAGAACUGCACGCUCCGUGGUCUUCUUGACUUCGACUUCGAGGACCGUGCUUCCGUUCCUAUUGAUCAGGUCGAGCCUUGGACCGAGAUUGUUCGCAGAUUCGUCACUGGUGCCAUGUCUUACGGAUCUAUCUCGAUGGAGUCGCACUCUACCCUUGCUGUUGCUAUGAACAGAUUGGGUGGUAAGUCCAACACUGGAGAGGGUGGUGAAGAUCCAGAGCGUAGCUUGCGUAUGGACAACGGCGACACCAUGCGCUCUGCCAUUAAGCAGAUCGCCUCUGGUCGUUUCGGUGUCACCAGUGCCUACCUUGCCGAUGCCGAUGAGCUUCAAAUCAAGAUGGCCCAGGGUGCCAAGCCUGGUGAGGGUGGUGAGCUUCCUGGCCACAAGGUGUCUGGACCUAUUGCUCGCACUCGUCACUCCACUCCUGGUGUCGGUUUGAUCUCUCCCCCUCCCCACCACGAUAUUUACUCUAUUGAGGACUUGAAGCAGCUCAUCUACGAUCUGAAGUGCUCCAACCCCCGCUCCCGUGUCUCCGUUAAGCUUGUCUCGGAGACUGGUGUCGGUAUUGUUGCUUCUGGUGUCGCAAAGGCCAGAGCCGACCACAUCCUGAUCUCUGGUCACGAUGGUGGUACUGGUGCCUCCAGAUGGACUGGUAUCAAGUAUGCUGGUCUGCCUUGGGAGUUGGGUCUUGCCGAGACUCACCAGACUCUAGUCCUGAACGACCUUCGUGGCCGUGUCAUUGUCCAGACUGAUGGUCAACUCCGCACUGGUCGUGAUGUUGCCAUCGCUUGUUUGUUGGGUGCUGAAGAGUGGGGUUUCGCUACCACUCCCCUUAUCGCCAUGGGAUGUAUCAUGAUGAGGAAGUGCCACUUGAACACCUGCCCUGUCGGUAUUGCCACUCAGGAUCCCGAGUUGCGAAGCAAAUUCAAGGGUACUCCCGAGCACGUUAUCAACUUCUUCUACUACGUUGCCAACGAGCUUCGUGCUAUUAUGGCCAAGCUUGGUUUCCGUACCAUCAACGAGAUGGUCGGUCGUACUGAGGUUCUUCGCGUCCGUGACGACCUUCGCAACGGGAAGACUGAGAAUAUCGAUCUUUCGCUCAUCUUGACACCUGCUCACACCCUCCGUUCUGGUGUCGCCACCUACAACGUCCGCAAGCAGGACCACAAACUCCACGUUCGUCUUGAUAACAAGCUUAUCUCCGAGUCUGAACUGGCUCUUGAAAAGGGCCACCCUUGCCGCAUCGAGUGUGAUGUCGUCAACACUGAUCGUGCUCUCGGCGCUACCCUUUCAUACCAAGGUCUGCCUACCGACACCAUCCACGCCAACAUCCGUGGUUCGGCUGGUCAGUCCUUCGGUGCCUUCCUUGCACCCGGUAUCACUCUUGAGCUCGAGGGUGAUUGCAACGACUACGUUGGUAAGGGUCUUUCUGGUGGUCGUCUGAUCGUCUACCCUCCCAGAAACGCAGUCUUCAAGGCCGAGGAGAACGUCAUUGUUGGUAACACUUGUCUUUACGGUGCUACCAGCGGUCAGUGCUUCUUCCGCGGCAUGGGUGCCGAGCGUUUCGCUGUCAGAAACUCUGGUGCCACUGCUGUUGUUGAGGGUGUUGGUGACCACGGUUGUGAGUACAUGACUGGUGGCCGCGUUCUCAUCCUUGGACCUACUGGAAGAAACUUUGCUGCUGGUAUGUCUGGUGGUAUCGCCUAUGUUCUCGAUAUGCAGCGCGACUUCGAGGGCAAGGUCAACCAAGAGAUGGUUGAGCUUUCUCCUCUCGAGGACCCUGCUGAGAUCGCUUUCGUUCGCGGUCUCAUUGAGGACCACCACCACUACACUGGUUCUGAGCUUGCUGCUCGUGUUCUCCUUGACUUCUCACGUGCCCUGCACCGCUUCGUCAAGGUUCUGCCUACCGACUACAAGCGUGUCAUGGAGGAGGAGGCCAAGAAGGCUGCCGAGGCCAAGAGAGCUCAGUACCCUCUCCCCAUCAUGCCCGGCAACGCCGUUCGCUCUCUCCACGAGGACUCCAAGAAGAAGCAGCACGAGGCUGAGGAUCGUCAGAAGAAGAAGGACGACCUUCUCGACAUCGAGGAGAGUGUCCAAGACGGCAAGGCCGAGAAGAAGCGUUCUGCUCUUGUCCUUGACAAGACCAAGGGUUUCAUGAAGUACCAGCGUCGCUCGGAGAAGUACCGCAGCGCCAAGACCAGAACUCGCGACUGGCAGGAGCUUUCUCAGCGUCUCAACGAGGACGAGCUCAAGUACCAGACUGCUCGUUGCAUGGAUUGUGGUGUUCCUUUCUGCCAGUCGGAUACUGGUUGUCCUAUCUCCAACAUCAUUCCCAAAUGGAACGAAUUGGUCUUCCAGAACCAAUGGAGAGAUGCCCUGAACAGACUGCUCAUGACCAACAACUUCCCCGAGUUCACUGGUCGUGUCUGCCCUGCCCCUUGCGAGGGUGCUUGCGUUCUUGGUAUCAACGAGGACCCCGUCGGCAUCAAGUCCAUCGAGUGCGCCAUUAUCGACCGUGGUUUCGAGAUGGGUUGGAUGGUUCCUUCUCCUCCUCAAAUCCGCAGCGGCAAGACUGUCGCCAUUGUUGGCUCCGGUCCUGCUGGUAUGGCAGCUGCUGAUCAGCUCAACAAGGCUGGCCACAGCGUCACCGUCUACGAGAGAGCCGACCGUGUUGGUGGUCUGCUCAUGUACGGUAUCCCCAACAUGAAGCUCGACAAGAACGUCGUUCAACGCCGUGUUGACUUCCUGGCUGCCGAGGGCAUCAACUUCGUUACUGGUGUAUCGGUUGGUGAGGGUGACGUUACCCUUGAGUCUCUCAGAGCUGAACACGACGCUGUCGUCCUCGCCACUGGUGCCACUGUCGCCAGAGACUUGCCUAUUCCCGGCCGUAACCUGGAGGGUAUUCACUUCGCCAUGCAGUUCUUGCACAAGAACACCAAGUCUCUUCUUGACUCUGGUCUUUCUGACGGCGAGUACAUCUCUGCCAAGGACAAGCACGUUGUUGUCAUUGGUGGUGGUGACACUGGUAAUGACUGUAUCGGUACCUCCGUUCGUCAUGGUGCCAAGUCUGUUGUCAACUUCGAGCUGCUUCCUCAGCCUCCUACCGAGCGUGCUCGCGACAACCCCUGGCCUCAGUGGCCCCGCAUCUACCGUGUCGACUACGGUCACUCAGAGGUCAAGACCCACAUGGGCAAGGACCCUCGUGAGUACUGUAUCCUUUCCAAGGACUUUGUCGACGAUGGCACUGGCAAGGUCAAGGGUAUCAACACUGUCCGUGUUGAGUGGACCAAGAGCGCUUCUGGUGGUUGGGACAUGAAGCAGGUUGAGGGCAGUGAGGAGUUCUUCCCUGCUGAUCUUGUCCUGCUCUCUAUGGGUUUCCUUGGCCCUGAGGCUCGUGUACUUGGUGACGAUAUCGAGAAGGAUGCUCGCAAGAACGUCAAGACUCCUCCUGGCAAGUACAACACCAAUCUUCCCGGUGUCUUCGCCGCUGGUGAUUGCCGUCGUGGUCAAUCUCUGAUUGUCUGGGGUAUCAACGAAGGUCGCAUGGCCGCUCGUGACGUCGACUCGUUCCUCACUGGCAUGGGUACUCAGCUGCCCAUCACCGGUGGUAUCGUCAAGCGUCCUCCCUACGAGCUGCUUCACAAGACCAAGGGUGCCCCUCUGGAGCUCGUCUCUGCUGCCUCGUAA